This is a messenger RNA of Tilletiaria anomala UBC 951, 801 nucleotides long. RefSeq lists its product as uncharacterized. The transcript has a single exon. The record is from RefSeq and is a predicted model, not a curated record. Lineage: Eukaryota; Fungi; Basidiomycota; Exobasidiomycetes; Georgefischeriales; Tilletiariaceae. Bases 230 to 691 code for a protein of 153 amino acids.
CAAGUAUGAAAGGCAGUCGUCCAGGGUGCCCAGAGCGCUGCUGAGACGCCACCGGCGAAACCCCAGCCUAAUUACUCGUGAGUGAUGCCUUGGGUCAUCGCACUUGAUCAACACGUGCAGUGAUCAGCAGGUGAACUCGGCAGCUUUGCACCCGGAUGCAGUACUUACACUGCUGUGCCUUGGAGGCGCAACGUCAACGCCCUCAACCACAGGAGGGAUCCGAACCAUAAUGGACCUUGGAGCCUGCAAUGCGGAUUCCAUAGCAGAUAUGACAUUGGUAAUCCACACGGUCACUGAGGUGGCCAACGCACCGGAGGCUUCGGUGGCCCACAUGGUCCUCCUAGCGCCUCAGGCUUUGCUUCGAGCAGCAAGCCUACUACUGGCUCUAGUACUGGCUCCAGCACCAGCACCAGCAGCUCCAGCGAAGAGGCUACUGGCUCGAGCACUGGCAGCGCUGCGCAGUAUAUGCUUCACGUCGUGGUGGUUCGGGCGCUGUUCAGAAAUGGUAACAACUCUUGGCCAAUGCUUCUUCGUCGGUUCUAUUUUCUUGGGCGCACAGAUGGCCGCGCUGCUCGCUGCCUAUGCAUCCUCCUCUCUUGUAUUAUAUCCACUUAUACUACACGCUGGUUGUACCGAGCAGGAUGAAGACACGACACGCACGGCCGGAAGAAAUUCGUUCACUCGAUGUUGAUGUGGUGGCCUAGGGAGACGCCAUUGAUUAUGGGCAUAAAGAUUACACUAGGUGUGCAGAGAAAAAACACGGUAGAGGCUGUGGCAGGGGCGAGAAGAGCGAGCGGCGGC